This is a messenger RNA of Poecilia reticulata (guppy), 4024 nucleotides long. RefSeq names its product kringle containing transmembrane protein 1 (gene kremen1). Gene Ontology annotation, biological process: multicellular organism development. The record is from RefSeq and is a predicted model, not a curated record. NCBI's taxonomy places the organism in Eukaryota, Metazoa, Chordata, Actinopteri, Cyprinodontiformes, Poeciliidae. Gene Ontology annotation, cellular component: plasma membrane.
UGUCUCUUUAGCGCUGCAGGUUGAAUCCAUUGCCCCUAUUUCCUGUCACAUGGCGUGGAAAUAGGAUCCCUGGUUUCUACUAUCUGCUCUCGUCUCCGCGGUGUCAGAGUUGUGCUGCGGCUGAAGUACCUGCCGUGACGCUCAGACACUUUUUUUUUGUGAAGCGACUCUUGCCUAUAGCCUCCUGCCAGCCAAGCAAGCCGGUCGCCAGCGUGCGCAUCAGGCUGUACUUCACCUGAGAGGAAGAGCCGCUUCAGACUUUUUAACUCGCACCAUGGACUCCUGGAGCGCCACCUCUGCGCUUUUCCUGGCUGGCUUUAUUACAUCGGCGGCUUUUCGUCAUUUCGACAGCGAGUGUUACACUGCCAACGGACAGGACUACAGGGGCUUCCAAAACCAAACCAGCCUGCAUGGAGGGAAACCCUGCCUGUUCUGGAAUGAGACCUUCCAGCACCCUUACAACACCCUCAAGUAUCCCAAUGGAGAAGGAGGUCUGGGCAGCCACAACUACUGCAGGAAUCCUGAUGGGGACGUCCAGCCUUGGUGCUACAUCACCGAUCACGAAGACGUUUCAUACUGGAAAUAUUGUGACAUCCCUUCGUGCCAGAUGCCUGGGAACCUGGGCUGCUUCAAAGACACCGGUCAUCCUCCGACUCUCCCUGGAGUCCAUGAGAUCUCCAACAAACUCACGAUCCAGACCUGCAUCAACUUCUGUCGAAGUCAGAAAUACUCGCUUGCUGGCAUGGAGUCAGGUUAUGCCUGCUUCUGUGGCAACGAAGCAGACCUGCAAGACCAUGUGGAGUCGUCCAGCAUGGAGUGUAACCACGUUUGCUUCGGCGAUCACACUCAGCCCUGCGGAGGAGACGGCUGGGUCAUCGUCUUUGACGUCCGGGUUGGCGCCUGUGGCGGGAACUACACGUCCCCCGCUGGAGUGAUCUACUCCCCAGACUUCCCUGACAAAUAUGCCGCCAGCCGCGUUUGCUACUGGACCAUCCAGGUCCCCGGAUCCUACGCCAUCCUCUUCAACUUCACCUUCUUCGACAUCUCCGACCAGACCGACAUGGUGGAGCUUCUGGACGGCUACACCAGGGAGGUGGUUGCCCGCUUCGACUGGCGCAGCCCGCCGCGGGGGCUGGUGAACAUCACAGGAGACUUUGUCAUUCUGUACUUCUUCUCGGAUCGCACCAAUCAGGCUCAUGGCUUCGCUCUUUUGUACCAAGCUCUCAGAAGGCAGGACGCCAGGACCACAAUUCCCAGAGGCUCGGAUGAAAAAGAGAGCAAAGACGCCUCCAGCACGCUGGGCCCUCAGCUGUCCAGCAGCGUCACCGAGGGAUCCAACAGCACCGCCAACGGACGCACCUCGCACAUCCUCUACGUGAUCACGUCCAGCCCCGGCAAACCCGAGCGCAACAUGCCAGGUCAGUGGGCUGGACGCGGCGAGACCACCGGCCACAGCACUAUGUGGACCAUCUACGCUCUGGCUGCUCUGCUCAUACUGACGGUGGUGGCGAUGGUGGCCAAGCUGCUGCUCCACGUCACGGUCAAGACGCCGAACAUCCCGACAGUCAGUGGCUCAGACAGCUGCAGCCAGAGCACGGUGUCCUCCGAGCCGUGGAUCAUCCUGUACCGGCCCUCCACCAUCUCCCUCUUCAAGAAGAAGCUAAAGAACCACCAUGGGGACCUCAGCCCUCUAGUGGGCCACUAAUGCUGCUGCUGAUGCUGCUCUCCACCUUUAUCGCCGUCCACAAAUACUCUGCUCAAGGGCCGUCGGAUGACAUGGCCCUGAGACAGUGAAAUCCAACAAGGCGCUUCACUAAUAAGCAAACGAAUGAGUGACUAAAGGCAACUGACUCAGUGACUGCCGCUUAAAUGGCCUUUUGGCCAAAACAACAAAAAAGACAAGGCACUCCCAUUCCUCUUAGCACCAAAGAAGGAGGGUCACAGCAACAGAGAGGAGAGCUAAGAGACUGGAUGGAAGAAGAUCUAGACGCUCUCAACACGUAGGGGGCCGUUUUCAUCCAUCGCAGCCGUCCUCAGCAAUCAGCAUACCUCUAAAAUCCCUCCAGGCUGCAGCUUCAUCAGUGAAAACUCACACCUAAACACCUGCAGUCAAAGCUUAACAGUUUCACAUAAACUCCUAACUGCCUCAUACAGAAGAACAUUUGCUGUCAAAACCAGAGACGUUUUCCCUCCAAAGACUUGUAUAUGUUUGUCUUUUCUAUUCUGUUUGCAAACGCUAAUCUUGAGCUUCUUUCUUUUUCUCCUUGAUGUGUUUGUCAUGAUAACCUGGGAGAGGAAAUCAACAGUACACUGAGAUAUCGUAGCACUUUAGGUGCUGAUCAGAGUGAAGGAGAGCUCCCUCACCCACCUUUUGCUCCAACGUUUGGGUGGAGAGAAGAAGUCACAGGAAGGUUUGGGAUUUGUUUUCUUCCUGACAAGCUGCCAGUUUGGGAGUCUUGGGAAGAUCUGGGGGCUUGUUUUUCCCGCUUACGCUGUGGGUGGGAGUCUUUCCGGUUUCAUGGUGUUCAAGUGCCUUAAGGAUCUCCUCUUCCCCUGCAUCGGAUUCCACACAUCUGUUUCUGUCUUUAUGUCGACCGGGAACCCUCACAGUCUUCAGAACCGGUGCAGAUAUGAGGAGUGAGAUUCCCAAGACAGGAUUUCUAUCUUUGGAAAAAUGCCAGAUUUUGUGUGCGAGGGGAAGCAAAUCCGCCGCCAUCAGGAAAGCAACUCUUCAUAAAAACAUAUAUUUUGUUUAAUUUGUGUGCUCUUACUUGUAGUCUUGGACAUUUACUGAACAUAUUGUUCGCAUUAACUCUCAGUCUUUUGAUUGCAGGAGAAAGGGGGUGAAUAUUGUUGUAUAUCCUAUAAUUCAUUGUGGAAACAGAGAUAUUUAUGACCACUCUUUGAUUUUAUUGUCUCAGCAAACCAUUCGAGAGACCCAUCUGCUUUUAUUUUAAACGUUCUCAUUUGGCGAGCUCUAAAGUGGAACGCGUAGGCAGCCUUAGAGUGUCUUGAGAACCAACAGACUCUCGAGUUUUUGGACUUGUCACGCAGAUUUCAGGCCCGAAAGGUUGAACGCAAACGAUACACUCAGAAAGUGCUCAGCAGUGCCACCGACAAGCCGACGUUAAGUUUGCAGCUGUGACAUAUUAACCACUUCAGAAAGGUCAGAAUCUACCAUUGUGCCAUCAGCAGUUGGUUUUUCUUGCGUGGGGUUAUGACGCCUGAGGUGGUUUCUUCACUCAAUGCACUUGGUUUCGCUCGUACUUACAAAACAAAACGGUACUUAUCCUUGGUUGCAUUUAGAUUAUGUUGAAAAUGAAUCAAAAUGACCUGAUCAACAACCUGAGCACUUGAAGCAGUGAACAGAUUCAUGCAGGAUCUGAAUCAAUUAAAAAAGAAUAAUGCAUCGCUGUCUCCCAAUUAGAAGUUUGUAAAAAAAAAUAAAAUAAAAAAGUGACUCAAUGCUGUCUUGUGCUCAUCUGCUCAGCUGCAGUGAUUGCAGGAUGUGAGCAGACGCCCCUGGGUCUGCGAUGUUCAGAGCUGACCAUGCGUGGAGAGGAGUGGGACGGGGAAAUUAAUGCGCUUUCAAGUCAAACACAAGCUAAUCAAAUGUGACAGUCGGUAUCUAACAAGGGUACAUUUGUUUGGCUAGCCUGGUGAAUUAUGCAAACUCCCGUCUUCUGUCCCGUCCUCCAGUCGGUCGGAAGAUUCCACGCUACGUCUCUUUCGGAGUACUCAGAAAUGUCCACAUCUCCCCCCCUUCAGAUUGUUGCAAAUGUCCUGAAGUGCUCGAUGACAUGAAAGCAAUAGCAUAGACCCUGUGGGAAACUGUCACCAGGGGCCAAAAUGUUUUCAUCAAAUUGUAAAUAGCGAAAUAUAGUGAAAUGUUAAUUUAUACAGUAAAUUAUUGUUAUUUUGUAUGUGAAUGGGAUAUAAUCUAUCUUUUGUAUAAGUGAAGUAUCUUUGUAGUUUUAUUUAAUGUGUCCUGGUUGUAAAUAAACACUGUAUGCAUGUUUCUUAA